Oncorhynchus masou masou (cherry salmon) is the source of this 5146-nucleotide messenger RNA. RefSeq lists its product as uncharacterized. Gene Ontology annotation, cellular component: transcription elongation factor complex; membrane. Lineage: Eukaryota; Metazoa; Chordata; Actinopteri; Salmoniformes; Salmonidae. Bases 155 to 3439 code for a protein of 1094 amino acids. Gene Ontology annotation, molecular function: cis-regulatory region sequence-specific DNA binding. The transcript is spliced from 13 exons. The record is from RefSeq and is a predicted model, not a curated record. Gene Ontology annotation, biological process: snRNA transcription by RNA polymerase II; positive regulation of transcription elongation by RNA polymerase II.
UUUGAGAACCGUUUCUGCAUCACAGUUGUGCUACUCAGAACUGGCCAGUGUGGAACUUGUCCUUAGCAACAACAAGUUCCUCUACGACAAGAAAAUUAACUUCAUCUUUCAUCAAUGAUUAAAUAAGCCCACUUACUGUAUAUCAGCCUAUAGCAUGAAAAACUGGAGUAAGAUAUUCAGGAGCGGAGACCCUGAGAGUGUGGAUGGGAACUACUCUUCAAAGAGGAUCUCCUCGAACAAUGGCCCAGCAGAGCUAACACCUCAGAGAACCUUUGAGGAUAACCUUUCACAUGAUGCAAACUCCACUGCCCACUCAUCCAUCACUCCUCCACAUGUACAAGGAGAGGGUGAUGGUGAGGACGAGGGGACCCUAAAGGGCAGGUUGAGAACCCUCCUCCUCCAAUCAUGGGGCAGUAUUCUCCACAAAUUGGGGAAAGGUGAUGCAGACUCUGAUCUGAGCUUCAAUGGGGUUAAGAUUGUGCCCAAUGGGUCCAGGGUGAGUCCACCUGUCAGCCCAAUAAUAGAGAGGAGGUACUGGGACACUCAGGACUCACUGGGGACCUCCAGCAAGAGUUCCCGUAGGCCCUUGUUGAGGGACAGUCCCAUAGACAACGACCAACUACAUUAUCUUCCAGAGGAAUCAGAGUUGACCAGUAUCCAUCCAGCUGAGUACUAUGCGGAGAAAGUGGAAGUCUACAAACUUAAGUACUCCUAUAUGAAAUCCUGGCCUGGGUUACUAAGACUCCUGGCUGGGUUUGAACUUCUCUUUGGGGGUAUGGUCCUUGCCUGUGUCUGUGCCUACAUCUAUAAGGACAGUGAGUGGUCGAACGCCUAUGGACUGUAUAACAAUAGUCAUGGCACGUCGGGGAACUCCUAUAAUGGACCCAUGACUCCAUUCGUGAUGGCGGUGGUUGGGUUGACGUGGAUUGUAACCAUCCUCCUACUGGUGAUAGGGCUGACCAUGUACUACCGUACCAUUCUCCUGGACUCACCCUGGUGGCCGCUCACAGAAGGCAUCAUCAACAUCGCCCUGUUCCUCCUCUACAUGGCGGCUGGUAUCGUGUACCUGAAUGACCUCAAACGUGGGGGGUUGUGUUACAUGACCAUUGGCAUUAACCCCAUGAUGUCCAGCCUGUGUCGGGUUGACGGAGGACAGAUGGCUGGCACGGCUUUCAUCUUCAUCAACAUGCUGAUGUACCUCAUCAGCUUCCUGGUGUGUCUGAAAAUGUGGAGGCAUGAGGCCACCCGCAGGGAGAUGGAGUUCUUCGAGAGCCAGGAGCAUCUGAGGUCCAUCUCUGUUGCCCAGACCAAACCUCCUCAUCCCCAGACCAAGAGGAUUGUGUUUAAGGAUGAGAUGGACAGCUCAGUAAGGGCGACCAAACGCCUGCACAUCACAGAUUUCCAUCAGGAGGAGCCAGGCAGCCGGAACAGAGCCAACCCCACAGGGUAUCCCGAGAAGCCCAGAGUCGUCGCAGACUAUAUAAUUAAAUAUCCAGAAAUCUUCUCUAUGGAAGAAAGGGAAAAAUACAAAGCUGUUUUUAAUGACCAGUAUCAGGAGUACAAGGACCUUCACAAAGACAUCAGUACCACCUUCAUGAAGUUCAGAGAGCUGGAUGCCAUGAUGGGCCAACUCCUCAAAGAUGGCAAUAGUCAUGAGGAGCAGAAGAGAAUCCAGCGGAUUUUGAAGAAGUAUGAGCAAAACAAAAGUAACCCUGCCUUCCUGGAGAAGAAGGGACGCUGUGACUAUCUGAAAGCUAAAUUAGGCCACAUCAAGAACAGGAUCCGCAAUUUCGACCAAGACAGCUUGGCAAAGGGUCGGACAAUCAUGUAUGAACCGCGGCACUAUGACAACCCACCCAUCUAUAGUCCUCCCUACACUGCUACCUCCAAUGGAUUCUACACCCACAGAAGUGUGCACUCCCCAAGGAGCAACUUUGACCCCUACCCUCCUCCCCCUGACUCAUUCUAUAUGGAAGAUAGGCCUCAACACUUCUACAAAUGGUUCUCUGCUCCUGGGCUUGUCAAAACAAUGGAAGGAGCAACAGUCAUCUUGUGUUUCCUCAUUUUUGCCUGUGUAGCCUCCACGUUGGUCUGGGACAUGCACGGAGCAGGAAUAGGAAUGGGGGGCUAUGGAACAGGGUCUAUGGGGAUUGGCAGUGGCACUGGUGGCUAUUACGGAGGCAGCUAUGGCUAUUCCAGCUCCUACAUGACCCCGUAUUCGGCCAAGUCAGCCAUGAUAUCCAUGGCAGCCAUUAACUUCCUGGUUUCUCUGGGAUUCCUUGUGGGGAGUUUUUCUCGGUCGCCUGCUAUGCGUGGUCGGAGGUUUUACCUGACAGUGUUAGUCUGUGACGUUGUCCUGGCGGUGCUGCAGGGCAUCAUUGACAUUGUGUUUGUGAUCGGUGUCAACCCCAUGUCGCAGAGCUCUCAGAGCAUGCUCUAUAACCCCAUGCUUAUGAUGUGCCAGAACAUGCAGGGAAGCCCCAGUCUGAGUGGGAGUGUGGGAGUGGGGUUCCCUGGGGGUUUCCCCAUGUACAACCAGUAUCUCCAACACUACUGCUACAUGGACCCUGAAGAGGCUGUGGCGUUGGUGCUUGGGUUCUUGGUAGUGGUGGCACUGUGUGUAGCUGUUUACUAUGCCUACAAAACCCGCAGUAAGAUCUGGCGCCACGGCAAACCCAACAUUAUCUGGGACCGACCUCUGCUCAGACCACCUGAACGAAAUGAUGUACAGGACUGGGUGGACUAUGUUGCAGAGGGGCAGAGCACUCAGCGGGCCCCUACUGUGAUCUUAUCGGAGAAGACCGCCCCUGACCUCAGGACAGAGAACAGUGUUGUCUCAGACGGAGCCGGAACAGUCAGCAUCUACAGUGAGGAGACCUACAAUGGCAAUGUUUACUAUGACAACACCAAUGGGAGUGUGCCUGAGCCCCUGUACCGGCACACCAGGGUCAGCUCCAGCCCCUCUGUGGAGGCAGAGAGCCUGAAGAAGUACCCCAUUCACAGGGAAAGGGAGCGGGAUCCUACCCCCCCUUCCCAGGAGGAGACCCAGUGUGAGACCGGCUACACCACUGGUGGGGAUACUGGUAAUGAAUUGGACCAAGACCAAAGUGACCACAUGCAUAGCAUGUACCCUGAGAUAACAUCAGACAGGCAACGACGACAGUAUAAGAAAGAGUUUGACUCCAACCUGGCGAGCUACAAAAGCCUGUGUGCCGAGAUGGAUGACAUCAGUGAACAGAUGCACAAGCUGAGCCGAGAGCUGGAUACCCUGGAGGAGGGGACUGCAAAGCACCAGGGAGUGGCUGAUGAAUACAACCUUCUCAAGGGCCUGAAGCGGACAGCAGACUAUCAAGCCAAGAAGCAGCGAAGCAAAGACCUGAGACAGAACCUAUUCCACAUCAAGCGCCUAGUGAAGAACUAUGACAAUGGCCUUUGUUGAAGCAGCCUGGGUCUGCUGUACCAUCCACAACUACUCCAUACAGCAGACUACAUAGUAGCAGUCCAGCAGGACUCCACAAAAGACUGAACUUUGACUGAUCCCGCUUCACACAGGUUUAAAAGGCAACAGUUGAAUGGUUCUUUCUCGGGAAAAUGACUUACAAUAAGUAGAUUAUGAGGUUGAAACAACCACAUUGAACAUGUAUGUUAAGGGAAACCUUUGACUUGAGGUGAAGGUUUGUUGUAAGGGCAUGAUUGAGACAUUUUCGUGAUUCAUUCUGUUACAUUUUUACUAUGGAUUCUUAUGCUUUGUAAGAGAUGCAAUAUUCCUGAGUCAUUUUUGUCUGUUUUGUUGUUUUAUAAAUGUUGUACUGAUCUGUUCUUGUCUCCUUUGUCUGCUCUGUGUAACAUUGCAAAAGUAUGUUUUCACCGAUUACUAACUACAAAAGUGUGCAUUCUAAUAUCCUAUCUUUAAUGAAGAAUAACAACUUACAUAUUUUAUAAUGAAAUAUACAAUUAUUGUAGAAUAUUAUGUCUUGCAAUGUGAUCAUGCAGUACAUUAAUUCCAGACAUUUCUUUAAAAUGUUUACAAUAGUUUUUCUUUGAAGAGAGUCUGAUGCAAAUUCAACAGGUUUGUUGAUCAAUUAGUCUUCCCAUGGUUUAUACAUUGUUUUCAGACAAUAAAUGUAAUGCAUUGUAUUACAUCUCUUAAAGGUGUACUUUACAGUAGUAAUUUCUGAGUACAAAGAUAUUGCCCAGAUCGAACUGACAUUCUUAUGGAUGUAACUGACUCGGGAAAGAAGCCACAGACUCACCAUGUCAUUUUGGCCUUUUAAUAAUGCUUUCAUACACAAACAAUUCCAAAUCUAAAGAACUCAGCAACAACAGUAAAAUAUAGUAAAACAUUAAUAAUAGUACUUGUAUCUUUUGUCAUGUUUCUGGGUGAAAUGGUGGUUGAGUGAGUCAGUGGGUGAGGAUAUGCCACAUCAUUUUGAAAGGCAUGAGGUAAUUCCUAGUCACCGAUAGGCUAUUGGACCUAUUCUCAGUCUCUCACAGGUAGUGUGAUGUUUUGGGAUCGUAGCCUCCAAGCGCAGUCCCAUUGCCAUACAGCCAUGACAAAGUCCCAUAUUACCUAAGUGUUUUAAAGUUAGCUCCUAGGAUGCAUUGCUUUGUGUUGGGAACAGAAUUGGCUCAGGAGUAGCCUCUUGUUCUGCACCAGUGUCAUCUUCACCGCCAUGGAUACACGUCUUUUUUAACACAUCUCAAGGGAUGGUAGAGGUAUUUUUACAUGAAAUAUUAAGGUUAAAAAAAAACAAAAAAAAAACUUUGAACUCAUCAUUAAAAAAAAUAACUUUACUCUCCAAUCCCAUUUGGUAGAGAUGAAACACCUCUUAAAACGUUUAACAGAGCAGAAACAACAUUGUGACAUGCAGCAAGACAACAUGGCCUCUAAAAAUGAUACCAUCAACACCAUUUAAGCCUUUGGUUCCCUACAUUUACAAUAUGUACACUUCGUAUAGCUUGUAAAAUAGGUUUUGAUGUGAUUUAUUUUUAAAGUACCAACAGCAUUUGCUCUUUGUUUUCAGUAUGGUCAUAGGUCAUAGGUGAACCAUUUGGCCACAACCUUUUUAAUUACAUACUUUUUUGUUUCAACAAUCAGCCUGUCACUCAUAUCAGCUGCAUUCGUCAUCUGUUGUAGUUAAAAUAU